AGCAACCGCAAACAGAAGUUAGCUUUUAACCCUUUCCUCACUAAAAGUAUGUCAUACAUCCCUACCUACGAUUCUUUGGAUGCCAUAUACGAUAAAUCCUUCGUCGCUAAACAAGGUGCUCGUUACCAAGCUCUGUUAGACAAGUUCGAGCAGACUUAUCAUCGCAAGCCAGACUUCAUUGCCAGAUCUCCAGGACGUGUUAACUUGAUUGGUGAACAUAUCGAUUAUUGCGGGUUCGGAGUGUUGCCUAUGGCUGUUGACCGUGAUGUUGUUAUGGCCGUCGCUACCACCAACGACGAUACCAAAGUUCGCGUCGCCAACGUCAACUCCAAGUACCCUUCCCGCGAGUUCGACUAUGAAGGUGUAGAAAAGAUUGUCACCAUUGAUUCCUCUAGCUUGGAAUGGUCCAACUAUUUCAAGUGUGGCUACAAGGGUAUGCUCGAGCGUGCUCAAUUAAAAAAACCCAAGGGUAUGUUUGUCCUGGUAGAUGGCAAUGUCCCAGCCGGUUCAGGUCUGUCUUCUUCGGCUGCUUUCUGCUGCACGUCAGCACUGACUGUGAUCACCGCCAACGAGCUCAAGAUGACCAAGCAGGAGCUUACUGAAAUCGCUAUUGUUGCUGAGCGUAAUGUAGGCGUAAACAGUGGUGGUAUGGAUCAGUCUGCCAGUGUCUUAUCUGAGCAAGGCUUUGCUCUUCAUGUUGAGUUUGUCCCCAAAUUGAAGGCUGUCCCCGUCAAACUACCUGAAACUCAGCCCAAGUUAGCUUUCGUCAUUGCAAAUACUUUGGUGACGGCCGAUAAAUUUGUGACCGGGCCUAGAAAUUAUAACCUCCGUGUAGUUGAGACCAAGGUUGGCGCGUUAUGUCUAUCCAGAGCUCUAAAGUUGGCCAAGCCUGUCGACACUUAUAAGGAAGUUUGCGACUCUUACUUCUCUGGCCAAGAUGUGUCACAAGACGAGCAACUGAAGAAAAUGCUGUCGGUUGCCGAUCAAGUAUUCACCAACACAACUGGCUACACUCGAUCAGAAAUGGCUGAGCUAUCUGGUGUUGCAGAGGAUGAGCUAGUCAAGGAAUAUAUGACUCGCUUCCCUGUCGAAACCGACGUCUUCCGUCUUCAUCAACGAGCCAUUCAUGUUUUUGGUGAGGCUUUGCGAGUAAUCCAAUUUGGAAAUGUCUGCGCAAACCCACCAACCGACUCUAACCAAGUUUACAAACAACUUGGUGGUCUCAUGAACCAAUCUCAAGAAUCAUGCUCCAAGCUCUUCAACUGCUCAUGCCCUGAACUUGAUGAGCUCACUGCUCUUGCUCGCGAAACUGGUGCUGAAGGAUCUCGACUAACCGGUGCUGGUUGGGGUGGCUGCACUGUUAGUUUGGUGCGUGAAGAUCAAGUCUCAGAAUUUAUUGCUACUAUCAAGGAGAAGUAUUACAAGAAGCAUUUCCCAGAGUUAUCUGAAGAUCAGUUGGACGACGCUAUUUUGGCCACUAAGCCAUGCUCUGGCUCUGCUGUCUUUACCGGAUUUUAAAUCGACAAGCCUAGCCUUUAAUGUUUGUGUUAAAAAAAAUGAUUGGUGUAUAUGGUAGAUGUCCUUUUCAAAAACCUCUUGUUCUGAUUUUCUGUACUUGAACCUCAGCUGUUAAUAUUGUUGUAUUGUCUUCUCUCUGUAUCUUAACGCUUAUGGGGUUUUAUUUCCCACUUAAAUUACUCUGAUAAAAGAAGUAAAUUUGGCAAAUUGACAUCAGUUGUUAGUGUAAUUUAGUACAAAUAGCAAAGCAUGACGGAUCCUUUGGCUAUCCAAAUCACCAAUCCAUCAUAAUUUUUUGCUCAACUCGUUUGAGAGAUAAUAACACUUUUCAUAAUUGUACUUUCAUGGUAUUAUGGCUAUUCUACAAGAAGAUUAAAAGUGAAUCACAAUACCCAGAAUUUUCUUGACAAA
This is a messenger RNA of Umbelopsis ramanniana AG, 1929 nucleotides long. RefSeq lists its product as uncharacterized. The record is from RefSeq and is a predicted model, not a curated record. The transcript is spliced from 3 exons. The coding region runs from base 49 to 1518 and encodes 489 amino acids. Gene Ontology annotation, cellular component: cytosol; cytoplasm. NCBI's taxonomy places the organism in Eukaryota, Fungi, Mucoromycota, Umbelopsidomycetes, Umbelopsidales, Umbelopsidaceae. Gene Ontology annotation, molecular function: galactokinase activity; ATP binding. Gene Ontology annotation, biological process: galactose metabolic process; carbohydrate phosphorylation.